Messenger RNA from Dovyalis caffra, 261 nucleotides. The record is from the annotation of a GenBank genome assembly. Lineage: Eukaryota; Viridiplantae; Streptophyta; Magnoliopsida; Malpighiales; Salicaceae.
AUGGUCGUCAUGAGCCACCACUUUCUUGGGGACUCAAGUGUGGAUGCAGUUGCUCAAAUUAACACUGAAAGCAGGCUAAAUAUUGGUGACAGGGCUGGGUCUGAUGUGAUGGUUUACUCCAAAUCCCCAGAUGGUACUGUUGGAACUCAUGUGAAGCAACAGCUGGUUGCAUUUCGGAGAGUUUUUGUGCCGGCAGAAAGUACGACGCUGCUGCUUAUAGUUUUAAGCUCUGGCGCUCACACUAUCGUUGUUGAAACUUAA